AUGUCUGAGAACAACAAUGAGUUUUCACUGAUGCUGUAUUUGAGUAUCAUGACAGACAUUGGGUUUUUGAUCCGCUUCGCGCCGCCAGGAGCUCCCGGUUCGGGGAUGGUCGACAGCCUGCUUCUAAGAUACGACGUGUUCACCACUCCCACUUCUGAUCUCGUUGUUUCUCGCAAAUUAGGGCAGAGGGCCUCCGCUCGAGCUGUCUCGUAUCUUCAUGAUAUUUCAAUCCCGGAACAACACUCUUCAUUCGGAAGACUGCAACGCAAGCUGGCGAAUUGGCAUUUCCAGCUUGGCUCGCAUUCGUAUGACAGCUCCACGCCUCCUAGAUCAAAUCGGACCCCGGAUGGCGAUUCAUACAAUCACCGCAAAGAGACUGUGCAGAUUCCAAAUGGUACGGCUGAUCAGAUGCCAGGAUGCUUUUCCAUUCGGCUUGUGGGGCUUAAUAAGGGUCGUCCGAUGAACGCCUCACGUCUGCACUGGCGUAUCUGGCGCCUAAUACCGGAUGGCGCAUGCGCUGACUCGUCUGAUCGUUGCAUCCCCGGAGUUGAUCUUGACUGGUCCGGCUUGCGUGGAAAUCUUGCUGUGUGCAAGCUUCGUUGUCAUCACAAUCGCGAAGGCUUUGCGUUGGAGUCGAGCUCUGAUUCGCCGCCAAGUGCCCCAGAAUACCCGAGUAGAUCCGGCUGCGCGCUCCGCAAAGGGGCUACUGACACGGUACACCUAAAAUUGGCCUUUUCCGAGAACAAGGGCCCGAUUUUGAUGGGAGUUGCUGUGUCAUUCACAAGCUUGGCCACAGUAAUCGUUGCCAUAAGGCUCUGGGUCAGAGCCACGAUGGUUGGUAAAGUUGGAUGGGAUGACUGGGUAAUUUGUCUGACGACGAUGAUAUCCAUCGUAGGAAUGGGGGAAGUCAUUGCUCAAGUCCAGUACGGGGCGGGACGACACAAUGGUGAUAUCCCGCCAGAAGACCUACCCAUGGGUCUUAUGGUUAAUUACAUGAGCCAGCUUACGUACCUGUAUGGCAUCUGCUUCUGUAAACUAGCCGUCGGUGCGUCACUGCUUCGUAUAGCUUCCACUAAAUUCUGGAAGCACUUGGUGCUUGGCGUGAUGAUUUUCGUCUUCGCUUAUACGACCGCCGGCUUUGUUACCCUCUUGGUUCAAUGCACCGACAUCCGCAUCUUGUGGGAUUACUCAACAAAGGCUACGUGCUGGGGACCAAGUACCCUGAUGGCACUAUCAUAUACCAACUUCUCUCUCAACAUUAUCACCGACUUAGUUUUCGCUGUUUUCAUUCCGGUCCCGAUGCUCUGGAAUAUAAAUGUCAACCGCCGCACGCGCAUAUCUCUAUUCGGUGUUCUCGGCCUCGGUUGUUUUGCUUGCGCCUGUGCCAUCAUUCGUUUCACGUACGUGAGCACUUACGGAAAGUUAGGCGAUUGGCUUUGGGACUCGCAGUACCUGAGCACCUGGAGUGUUCUCGAAAUGAAUGUAGGCAUUAUCGCUGCAAGCUUACCGAGCCUGAGGCCUCUGUUCAAGAAGUUCCUUGGCAGUAUGUAUGGCGCCGGCACCAAGGCCAAGGCUUAUUAUGCCGGAGGAUCAUUGAAUCGGACCAAGAAGAACUGGCAGAACCUGUCUGGAAGGAAUCUAGAUGAGCGGAAUGGCGGCUAUGCCCGGCCGAUUGGGAUCAAGGAAGCAUUCGACGACGCGAGCAGCCAAAGCGCCCUGCACGGAUCGAGCGUGGAUUGCAUCACCAAGGAGUCUUUUGAGCUGGUCUCUUACGCACCUGUCCGAGAUUCUGUGAGAAUCAGCAAGAAGCCGAGUGUGUCAACCCGGGUUGAGGCCAAGAGGAGUUUCGAAGACGGUGUCAAAACGCCGACGGAUGUACCUUCCAAAGGAAUCACGAAGACCACAAGUACGACAGUGACAUACCAAAUUCAGGGGACAAGGUUUACCUAG
Diaporthe amygdali is the source of this 1950-nucleotide messenger RNA. RefSeq lists its product as uncharacterized. The record is from RefSeq and is a predicted model, not a curated record. NCBI's taxonomy places the organism in Eukaryota, Fungi, Ascomycota, Sordariomycetes, Diaporthales, Diaporthaceae. The transcript is spliced from 9 exons. The coding region runs from base 1 to 1950 and encodes 649 amino acids.